Messenger RNA from Amaranthus tricolor (Joseph's coat), 507 nucleotides. Lineage: Eukaryota; Viridiplantae; Streptophyta; Magnoliopsida; Caryophyllales; Amaranthaceae. The record is from the annotation of a RefSeq genome assembly.
AUGCCUAGAUCAAGGAUAAAUGGAAAUUUUAUUGAUAAGACCUUUUCAAUUGUGGCCAAUAUCUUAUUACGAAUAAUUCCGACAACUUCAGGAGAAAAAGAGGCAUUUACUUAUUACAGAGAUGGGAUGUCAGCUCAAUCCGAAGGAAAUUAUGCGGAAGCUUUACAGAAUUAUUACGAAGCUAUGCGACUAGAAAUCGAUCCCUACGAUCGAAGUUAUAUACUCUAUAAUAUAGGCCUUAUUCACACAAGUAAUGGAGAACAUACGAAAGCUUUAGAAUAUUAUUUUAGGGCACUUGAACGAAACCCAUUCUUACCACAAGCUUUUAAUAAUAUGGCAGUGAUCUGUCAUUACCGGGGAGAACAGGCCAUUCAACAGGGGGAUUCUGAAAUUGCGGAGGCUUGGUUCGAUCAAGCCGCUGAGUAUUGGAAACAGGCUAUAACACUUACUCCUGGAAAUUAUAUUGAAGCGCAUAAUUGGUUGAAGAUCACGGGGCGUUUCGAAUAA